AAAAACGAAUCUUGGCAGAAGUGGAAAUAAUUGGUCAGCGGUCUUGCCUUUCUCAACUCUUUCUUGUCUCUCUUCUUCUUCUUCUUCUUCACCUGAUUUGGUCUCUGGAUUGAUUCCACGGCUUCAAAUUCCUAUCUUUGUAAGACUGUCUUUUUAUUAUUACCCAUUUAGCCCGCCAAGUGUUUGAUGAAAUGCCCCAAUGGAAACCAACAAUUCCUAUUUCUCUUCCUUAACUCUUAAUCAAACCACGUUUACUUGAGCCUUUACUUCUUGGGUUCUUUCUUGAAUUUUCUCUCUUUAUGCGCGAUACUGGUUUCCAUCAGCAGAUCAUUUGUUGUUGUUGUUGUUGUUGUUGUGCUUUGUUAUGGAAUCUACUGUUAAAUCUUGACGACAAUGCUUGGCCCUAAACCAAAUUCCGCCACUGUGAGACGUGACAAUGCUUCAACUUCGGCUAAUCCUCGUCCAAACGACAAACAAUCGCGAUACGAUGAUACUUCCUCUUUGUCUUCCACGUGUUAUCUAGAUUAUGGUUCAGAAUCUGCCCACUCUUCACUGGGUUCGGCAGCAGUACAUUCCAUUCAUUCCUUUAAGUCAACUCUCCCACACCAUCAUGAACACAAGGACGGAAUAUCGGGAUCUAAAAAGGGAAAGAUGGAAUUCUUAGGGCCUAAUCCUAUUGACAUUCUUGAUCAGAGGUUUGGUUUUGGUUUUGGUUUCCAUAGGCAGGUUUCAGGUACAAGAUCUGAAUGUUACAUGGAGGAGGAUGCCAUUGAUAAUGGACAUGAUCAAAAGGACUUUUUAUGUCCAAGUCCUCAAUAUAGUCUUUACUCCGCCACUCAGUAUGUAGAAGCCAAGCAGAGCUUCACAAACACUGAGGUUAGCGAAUGUGAAGACAAAAUUGUUGAAAUCCAACACUCUGUUUACAGGGGAAGUACCGGAAGUGAUAUGAGUGGAGAGAGUAGCUCUAGUACGUUAAGCAGUGCAAUGUAUAAACCGCACAAGGCAAACGAUUCGAGAUGGGAAGCGAUCAAAGCAGUGAAGCUACACCAUGGAGCUCUCGGUUUGCAUCAUUUCAGGCCGUUCAAGAAGUUGGGAAGUGGGGAUAUAGGAAAUGUUUAUCUCUCGGAGUUGAUUGGAACGAGAAGCUACUUUGCGAUGAAAGUUAUGAAUAAAGGAGAAUUAGCUAAUCGGAAAAAGCUUGCUAGGGUCCAAACAGAAAGGGAUAUAUUAAAGUGUCUUGAUCAUCCCUUUCUGCCUACUUUGUAUACACAUUUUGAAACUGACAGUUUCUCUUGCUUGGUUAUGGAGUUUUGUCCUGGUGGAGAUCUUCAUGCUCUUAGACAAAAACAACCCUGGAAGUUCUUCCCCGAGAAUGCUGCCAGGUUCUAUGUGGCUGAAGUUCUCCUUGCUUUGGAGUAUCUGCACAUGCUUGGAAUCAUUUAUAGAGACCUUAAGCCAGAGAAUGUCUUAGUAAGGGAAGAUGGGCAUAUAAUGCUAUCGGAUUUCGACCUCUCCUUAAGAUGUGUCGUGAAUCCAACCCUGGUCAAGUCCUCGAACCCGGUUCUAGAAUCUAAGAACACAGCCUACUGUCUCGAACCAUCUUGCGUGAUCCAGCCAGCCUGCAUCCAACCAUCAUGCUUCGGUCCUCGUUUUCUCAACAAGCAGAAGAAAAGAGGAAAGAAGACAGAAGCCUACCAUCAAGUGAGCCCUCUUCCGGAGCUGGUUGCAGAACCGACGAGCGCUCGAUCAAUGUCGUUUGUGGGCACGCACGAGUACUUAGCUCCCGAGAUUAUCAAAGGAGAAGGCCACGGAAGUGCUGUUGAUUGGUGGACGUUUGGGAUAUUUCUGUACGAGCUUUUGUUUGGGAGGACUCCGUUUAAAGGAACGGGGAAUCGGGAAACUCUGUUUAAUGUGGUGGGACAACCGCUCAGGUUUCCUGAUUCGCCUUCGGUUAGUUUUGCUGCUAGAGAUUUGAUUAGAGGUUUGCUUGUUAAAGAGCCUCAGCAUCGGCUUGCUUAUAGGAGAGGGGCGACUGAGAUUAAACAGCAUCCGUUUUUUCAGAGUAUGAAUUGGGCGUUGAUUCGGUGUACUAAUCCGCCGGAGAUACCCAAAGCGAUGAUUAGAGAUGAUGAAGGGAUGAUUGCAGCCUCUUCUGGGGCUGUUGAUUUGAAGCCAGAGGGUAAUUAUUUGGAAAUGGAGUUUUUUUGAUUGAUUUUGUAAGUAAGUUGUGUUGCUUACUUGAAAUUGGGGAGUGUAAAUGGCAACAGUUGUUCAUGUAAGAAGGAUCUUUUUUAAGGGAUAUUUUUGUUGAAUUGAUUUUCUGAAUUGUUUGCUUGUUUACUU
Molecule: messenger RNA, 2343 nt
Organism: Impatiens glandulifera
Lineage: Eukaryota; Viridiplantae; Streptophyta; Magnoliopsida; Ericales; Balsaminaceae
Product: serine/threonine-protein kinase D6PK-like
Exons: 2
Coding region: 394-2208 (604 amino acids)
Biological process (GO): protein phosphorylation
Cellular component (GO): plasma membrane; nucleus; cytoplasm
Molecular function (GO): ATP binding; protein serine/threonine kinase activity
Source: RefSeq, a predicted model, not a curated record